This is a messenger RNA of Eupeodes corollae, 5810 nucleotides long. RefSeq names its product high affinity cAMP-specific and IBMX-insensitive 3',5'-cyclic phosphodiesterase 8 (gene Pde8). The record is from RefSeq and is a predicted model, not a curated record. The transcript has 19 exons. Gene Ontology annotation, biological process: signal transduction; positive regulation of ERK1 and ERK2 cascade; regulation of DNA-templated transcription. The coding region runs from base 2248 to 4926 and encodes 892 amino acids. Gene Ontology annotation, molecular function: 3',5'-cyclic-nucleotide phosphodiesterase activity. Lineage: Eukaryota; Metazoa; Arthropoda; Insecta; Diptera; Syrphidae.
UGAAUCAACAGAUAGAUAAGCAGUAUUUUUAUUUUGUUGAGUUCGAGUUGUUGCUUUUUCGUGUGUGACUGUGAAAGUCUUUUACGGACUGCGAAAUAAAUUAUUUCCAUUUUAAUUUUAAUAUCAGCACAAAAAUCAAGUCACAAACAAAUAUAUAUACACACAUAUGUAUGUGAGUUGUACACAUAAAUACGAAACGUAAACAAAAGUUUAAACAAAAUAUCCAAUUAACUUUUAUGAGCAAAAUUUAUUUAAUUUCAUAAAAACGCAUCGGGUAGACAGAGAAAUUAAAUAAUAAAAUUAUAUAUUUUCUUUCUUGCACGAUUCUACGCUGAGUCUGUGCUUGGUUUUGGUGUUCGGGGAGUUGUGCUUCUUCCGAUUCCGAUACGAAUCCGAAUUCGAAUCCGACAAAUGCGAGAAUAGUGAUUCUGUUGGUGUUUUUUGAUUUCUGAUAUCUGAUUAGUGUUUUCGAUUUCAGUACUCUCUGUUUUUAGUGCCAAAAGUUUAGUAUUGUGUGCGCUGUGCUGUGCAGUGAGCGGUUCGAUGGUGUAAGCAGCCGAUUAGGAGACCUCGGUGCUUGUUGGUUUUGAUAGCGAAUUAUUUGCGUUUGCGAUAAGAAGACACCUUCUCGUUCUUAUAGCGUGUGUGCUCAGUUUUUGUUUUUAUUUUAAAUGAAUCGACCUCUGACUCUGAUUCAGAUUUAUAUAUGUAUGAGUAUCUAGUUGAUGGUAGAAUGCAAUUAAAGUUAAAAAGCGGUACAACUCGGUGAAAUUGAAGACGUCAGUUUUUUUUUAAAAAGCACGUCUCUACAUUUGUCUUCUUUUUGUUGUGUUUUGUUUAGUUUUAAUUCAACAAAUUUUCUCCUUCUGCCUUUUUGCUGUCCCAAAUUACACACAUACGCGUAUAGUAUACAUACCUAUCUAUUUAUUUAAAUUUUUGUUUUUAAAUCGCAGUGAAAUCUGCUAGCGGUGAGUUGGUCUGUGACUGGUGACUGUGCACGCGUUUCGAAUACAAAAUAUCGGUAAUUGUGGGCCUUGCUCACGGAUGAAUGGUGUUGUUUUCAAUUAAUACUAUUAUUACUGUCAUCAUUAAUAUUUAACGUGAUUCGGUGUUGUGUUUUUACUUUUGACUCGAAUGGGGCAAGUACGCAAAGUACUCGCAUCAGGUCGUACCUAGAGUAUAGGCAGGCAGCACCUAUUGCAAGGCAGCCGCAGCACGCGCAUCAACAAAGUACAUAUUGUCAUAUUUUGAAUUCAACAAGUGGCCAUUUGGUGAAACAGUAACACUUUUUAUUAUUAGCUUGGAGCAGCGCUUCUCAUAUUGUUGUUUAUUGUAAUCAUCUGGCUUGGGCAAGCAAUAAAUUGUCAAUACCUACUACCUAUAUAAGACAAGACGAAGAGAGCUUAUCUGCUACCCCUGUGUUUUCUUCGUUAUCGUUUGUCGUUGUCGUUGUCGUUUUCGCUGCCGCUGUCGGUGUCGUUGUCGGUAUCGCUGUCACUGAGUCGGUCGUCAUCGUCACUAUCUAUAAGCUUAUAAGUUACAUACAACACUAUUGAGGCGACAAAGUCUACGGAAAGACGCAAUCUUCAGCUAUUGUUAUGGAUUCUGUAUACCCCCUGGAGAACGUAGCAUGACUUGACGUUGACGUUGCCGCUGCUUAAUAAAAGAACCUUCAUGCGUCCUUGAUUGAAUUGUUUAUUGAAAGUUACCGUUGCUGAAAUAUCCAGCCAAGAAGCACACAUCCUUUUCAUCGAUGUGAACAAUAACAUUGCAAAAUUUGAAUGGAAAAAAAAUCUGAUAAUUCAAUUUUUGACAUUUUACAUAAGAAAAAAUACUAUGGAAUUAUAGUGCUUCGCAAGUUUAAAACGAAAAAAAAUGCUCCUUAAAUUCUAUUCCCGAAAAAUCACAAUUACUGGUUUAAAAAAUCCCAUGUAUCCAAGAGUGGAUGAAAAUAUUAAGACAAUUUAAGGAGCCAAACUAAAUCCGAGAUACAUAUUUUGUUUGGUAUUGGGCUUUGAAGAUAUAAACACUUUCGUUGCUCAACUCAAGGACCAAAACGGCAAACUCUGUCGUCAAAUUUAAAGAAAAAAAAAACAAGAGAAUUUUCAUAAAAUAUGGAAUAUCAUUAUCGUUAUGAAAAUUAGAUGCAAAGUGUGACAAAGGACACAAGCAAGGAAACUCAGCAUCAUCACUCUUGGAGUAUACAUAGCAUCGCCUCUUCCGCAUUGCAACUUAAAUCUGUGUGUCAUGGGUUGUGCGCCGAGUUUUUUGUCAGACCAAAAGGAUGGCAAUAUCUUGUUUUGCAUUAACUUCCGUCGGACACGGAGGAGAUGUAGUCUCCAAAAUGGCAAUGACGGGCUUCACAAUGAUGAUUUGAAUAAUACGAAUUUUUGCAACCAGUCCCUGUUGAAUCCAAUGCAAACAAAAAAUGAGUCUGAUUAUGAUAAGAUAAGUAGUGGAAAGAAAGAUUCCAUAGUAACUGUAGCGGCGCUAGGGAAUUUAGCAGGAUUCAACACAAUUCAUACAGUGGUCCGGAGAACAACAGGAAGUACUGGAACAUCGAGUUCGUCAGGGAGGCUUGGGCAUAGGAAGUCGUCUCUGGCACUGACUCCGGAGGAUGAAUCAAUGGAUAUAAACAACCAGAAAUCUGUAAUGGAUCUAAAAUAUCCAACUGUCUUACCUCCGAAUCCUCAACUUAAGGCCUUAUUAGUUUUCCACAAGAUAGACAAUGUAUGUGAUGUCUUCACGACUGCCUGCCAUCGACAGCAGUUGGAAGUGACGUUAGUCAAGUCAAAGGAGCUGGCUCUUGACACACUACAAAACAAUUCCAACACGGACAACUAUCAUCUGAUAAUCAUUGACGCCCGCUCAUCAAAGUACCUGGAUGCUGAAUACAUAACUAGGUCAAUACGACACACAACUGGUUAUCAUUUUACGACAAUAAUAGCUGUGGUGAAAAAAAGUUUUUUUGACAAGGAUGAGCUACCAUUAAUUGCACUUUUAGACGCUGGCGUAAAUCGGUGCAUUGCUGAAACAACAAGUGUGCCUAUUUGUUGCACGGAACUGAAGCAGAUUCUUCAUUCGAUAGUUAGACCACACAAUGUUAUGUCUACGCAACAGGCAUUGUACACCGCUUUGCAUCGACUCAAGGAAGUUCUGAUAAUCACAGAUGAUGUCCUUAGAAUACAAUAUGCUAACAAGUCAGCUGAACGACUGCUCAACAUGCGUUUGGACGAAAUCAUAAGUAAACCGCUGGCGGAUAUUUUCGUUUCGGAUGUUUCAUCAAUAAGCACACAAGGCAAGAACAUCAAGGAGUUUGACGGGAUCCUGACAGUUAAGAGAAAAGGACACGACGGCAUACCCAUGCACGUGCGUGUAGUGCCAGUGGCUUGCAUAGGCAGGCAACCAACACAUUAUGUUUUUAAUUUUGAUGUUCCUGGAGGACAGACAGAUUUUAUUGCUUCAUUGCCACAGCCUAAGGAGGCACCAAGGGGAUCGCUUCAUUCGAUUCGAAGGGGAAGUUUCGAUGUGCGUUCGGUAGCCUCAGAUGGCUUACGCCGGACCAGUUUGGCCAAGCUCACUUCUCUGCCGUUAGAGGCACCAAUAACAAAAAUUAUUAAUCUACUCUCACAAGUACAGGAGAAUUGCUCAUCGGAUGAAGCAAAGCUCAUCGAUAAGGUGAUGGAGUUCCUUAAACGCGAAGGCUUAUACAGCCCUCAAAUGAAAGAAAUAAGGACUGAGGAUCCAAUAGCAACUGAUUUGAUUGGUGCUUUGUUAACGGGUCCUAACAUAUACUCGUCAAGAAGAAGCUCAAAUGACUCUAUAAUUAGGACAUCAAGCAGUCGGCCAUCAGGAAUCUUACCAGCCAAGAUGAAGGCUACACCCCUCAUCAUGGAACUUCUCGAAGAAUCUCUUUCGUGGGAAUUUGAUAUUUUCAAAUUGGAGGAAAUCACCGAACACCGGCCUCUAUUGUAUUUGGGCAUGGAAAUGUUCCGGCGGUUUGAUGUGUUUGCCACAUUUAAUGUUGAGGAGAAUGUGUUCAAGACUUGGCUAGCGGUUAUAGAGGCUCAUUAUCAUUCACAAAAUACAUAUCACAACAGUACACAUGCAGCUGAUGUAAUGCAAGCGACUGGAGCAUUUAUGACCCAAUUAGCAGCUAAAGAAAUGGUGAUGGAUCGAAUGGAUGAAGCUACAGCAUUAAUUGCAUCCGCAGCCCAUGACAUUGAUCAUCCAGGAAGAUCCUCAGCUUUCCUAUGUAACUCAAAUAGUCCACUGGCCAUAAUGUAUAAUGAUUUAACAGUACUGGAAUCGCAUCAUGCGGCAACUACUUUUAAAUUAACUUUAGGUGAUGAUAAAAUAAAUAUUUUUAAGAACUUAGACAAGGAUACUUAUAAAUCUGUGAGAAGUGUUAUCAUCGAUAUGAUUCUAGCAACUGAAAUGACACGGCACUUUGAAAAUUUAGCAAAAUUUGUGAGUGUUUUUGGAGCAGAUGUGGAACCAAAAGAUAUAGUACAAUCGGAAGAUGAUAGUCAGCUUCUUAUAAGACGGAUGCUUAUCAAAGUAGCCGAUGUAAGUAAUCCUGCGAGACCGCUCAGCUAUUGUGUGGAAUGGGCACGCCGAAUAGCCGAAGAGUAUUUUAUGCAAACCGAUGAGGAAAAAGCUAAUUCACUGCCAAUCGUUAUGCCCAUGUUUGAUCGUGCGACAUGCAGUAUACCUAAAAGUCAAAUAGGAUUCAUAGAAUUUAUAAUUCAGGAUAUGAUACACGCUUGGGAUAGUUUCAUUGACAUGCCACAUCUCAUCACUCAUAUGCAACAGAACUAUACCCAAUGGAAAAAGUUCGAAGAACAGGGUGUCCACACAUUGGCUGACAUAAAGACUAAACAAGUGACGUUGAACUCAAAAACGGGAGUUCCAGUUUGUAAAUAACAUAAGGCAAUUCGAAGGCUCUUUGCAGGCUUUCUUUCGCCCCAACAAGUGCAACCUCAUUGUCCAUUAUCAUAUGGGGGCAAGAAUUAGAAUAAAUUUUGAUAUUUGUAAACGAAAUCUGAAUGAUUAGGAUUUUGAAAUGCUUGAUGCACUUUCCGAAGUAAAAUAUGAACGAGAUUUUGAAAUAAAGGUAUGUACUUUGUACAUAAACUCUGGUACGUCAAAUUUUAUGUUUUGACACGAGAAGAUUGUCAUACAAUAACACAGAAAUUCCAAGAAUUCUGUAAAUCAGUUAAAAAAUGUUAAACCUUAAAACUUAAAACAACAAUCUAAAUAAAACUCAUCUGUACUUAUUUGGUGCAUUAUCUUGAGGUUUCAAACAUUCACUACAUUUUUCAUGUUAUGUUAAAUUAAAUUCAAAAACUUCCAGGAGUUGAGUGACUAUACAAAAUACAAUUUUCUUUUUCUACUUAUAAGCAAAAUAUGAUGAUCACUAUCUUAUGUCUAAUCUUAGUUAAAUUUCUACAAAAACAAAAAAGAAAAAAACAAUCAAUUGUAUAUUUUUUACUUUAUAAAUAUUUAAUACCUUACUAUAGACUUCUACGUAUUCUAAGUGUAGCUAUGCUGGUCAUAGCGUCUUUUUAUUCUAUUUAAAUAAAAAUAGAACAUAUUAUAAUAAUGAAUAAUUGUAUAUCAAAUGGAAAACAGUAAUAAAUUACAACAAAUGUACCUAUUUAGAAAAAUUUAACUUUAAAAAUACAAAAUAUAUACUUAUAUAUAUUUCAAUAAAAAGAAAAACAUAUUAUUAUAUAAAUGUAUACUUCUGUAAUAAUUUAUAACAUAUCAUCAUUAUAUAGAAAUACAUAUUUGUGAGGAAAAACCAA